CCCGGACACUGCGCCCCGGCUGCGCACCGGGAGGCACGCGGCGAGCAGCAGCGCCAUCCUGGAUGCGGACGCGCAACUUGGAGCAACUUUAAGAUCCGAGCAGCCGCCGGCCCGCGCCGACCCAGAGCAAGAAGGGGGCAAACAAGAAGAUGCCUCGGCCCGGCCGAAACACGUACAGCGACCAGAAGCCGCCCUACUCGUACAUCUCGCUGACCGCUAUGGCCAUUCAGAGCUCGCCCGAGAAGAUGCUGCCGCUGAGCGAGAUCUACAAGUUCAUCAUGGACCGCUUCCCCUACUACCGGGAGAACACGCAGCGCUGGCAGAACAGCCUGCGCCACAACCUCUCCUUCAACGACUGCUUCAUCAAGAUCCCGCGGCGGCCAGACCAGCCGGGCAAGGGCAGCUUCUGGGCGCUGCACCCCAGCUGCGGGGACAUGUUCGAGAACGGCAGCUUCCUGCGGCGCCGCAAGCGCUUCAAGGUGCUGAAGUCGGACCACCUGGCGCCCAGCAAGCCAGCCGACGCUGCGCAGUAUCUGCAGCAGCAGGCCAAGCUGCGCCUCAGCGCGCUCGCGGCCUCUGGCACGCACCUGCCGCAGAUGCCUGCUGCCGCCUACAACCUGGGCGGCGUGGCGCAGCCCUCCGGCUUCAAGCACCCUUUCGCCAUCGAGAAUAUCAUCGCGCGCGAGUACAAGAUGCCUGGGGGGCUGGCCUUCUCCGCCAUGCAGCCGGUGCCCGCCGCCUACCCGCUCCCCAACCAGUUGACUACCAUGGGCAGCUCACUGGGCACUGGCUGGCCGCACGUGUACGGUUCCGCAGGCAUGAUCGAUUCGGCCACCCCCAUCUCCAUGGCUAGUGGCGAUUAUAGCGCCUACGGUGUGCCGCUGAAGCCGCUGUGCCACGCAGCGGGCCAGACCCUGCCUGCCAUCCCAGUGCCCAUUAAGCCCACGCCGGCCGCAGUGCCCGCACUGCCCGCGCUGCCCGCGCCCAUCCCCACCUUGCUCUCGAACUCGCCGCCCUCACUCAGCCCCACGUCCUCGCAAACAGCCACCAGCCAAAGCAGCCCCGCCACUCCCAGCGAAACGCUCACCAGCCCGGCCUCCGCCUUGCACUCGGUGGCGGUGCACUGACCCUCAGCGGCCGGGGCCCCUCUUGUUCCCCUCCCCGCCAGCUCAUUCGUCUUCCCCAGCUCCCAGUCCUGCUUUCCCCGACCUGGGACUGCCACCCUAAUUUGUCCGUUUCACCUUUGGCCAACCCUCUCUCCCCCAAGAGAACUUUGUUUUGGACCCAGGAGACAAAACACAAACUUGCAGCUGGGAUUGGAGGCGCGUGGGAGUUGUCCUCGCUCUCACAAGAUGGGAAGGCAGGGGGCACCUGAGCCAAGCCGUCCCAUCCCCGGGACCCCUGAACCCCCCUCCCAUGUAAGAGGCAGGGGAAAUCCUGCCUCCCGCCUUCGCGGAGAGGAGCGCGUAUUCUCCCGGUCCGGAUCCGCUGGGCUCGGGGCUCGGGGCUCGGCGCGGUUAGUUCUAAGACCAGAGAAAUCGCUUCAGGGGUUUCCUGGAAGAGUUGUCCCCUGAGGGCUGCCGCAGCAUAGCUGAGGGCCGGAUCUCUGUCUACGUCGUGGAAAUCUGCCGCGAAAUGGGACCACUUAUCUUCCUACCCGCUCGCCUCCGCCCAUCCGGCAGGGGCUGGGCGGACCACAGCUUCCCGGAGCAGCCGCCCUGCCUCCUCGGCUUCUGCGGAGUUUUUUUUUUGUUUCGGGGUUUUGUUUCCUGCCUGAGGCUCCAGGCGCUGCGAGUUAGGGGAGAAGCUGCCAAGCUGGGAAGGGGACGCUUGUCCUCCACGCAAGCGAAACAAAACUCAAAGUAACCUUGUAUUGUUUACAAAGCGCCCGGAAAAUGUAAACAGUGAACUUGAAUCGGUAUUGCUUGGCGGGCGAGCCGGCAAAGCCCACUUUACAAGUACCUGUUGUAAUGUGAAUGUUUACCUUUCAUUUCUGGCCAGGUUUAGGGGAGGGAAGGGGGGAUGGGAAAGUUAAUUGGGAUGUUAACUUUCCGAUUACUUAGAGACCUUUUUAGCUAUUUAUUUUAUUGUUGGAAGGGGGAAAAAAGAAAAUGAAAUAAGCCCAACCAAGAAAGCAUCAGGGCAACCUUAGAGGGACCUAGAUAGCUGACUGGCAACAUUAAGGAGAAGUCACCGAGUAGGACAUCUUUCUAGGACGAGUCUUUCUGUGUGCUACAAGAACUUUUCCCGGAAGCUAAAGGGCUGCAAAGAGGUGUAAAUGCUUGUGAAUAGGAAUGAUUAUACACUGUGUAAAACGCACUUUUUGUUUGCUAUAUUCCUUUAGAAUCUUAGGUAAUUUGCUGGAAAACGAACUGUUGUUCUGGUGUGACCUGCUUAAGUUAAAAAAAAAAAGUUGUAGUGUCAUCAGAGCUGUACAAUUUUUACCUUUCCUUUUUCUCCCUCCCUUUACAGAAUUAGCAUGGCAUUUUAAAUAUUGAUGUUCUUGUUCCCAGCAUGCCUGUUUUAAGACAAAGAAUUUUAAAAAGGUGUCUACAUUAAAUUAUGAACCUAGUCCAAAUAAUAUUUUCUCAUUAAAAUAUGUAAAUUCAAA
This is a messenger RNA of Equus caballus (horse), 2611 nucleotides long. It is a transcript of the gene FOXB1, whose product is annotated as forkhead box B1. Lineage: Eukaryota; Metazoa; Chordata; Mammalia; Perissodactyla; Equidae. The record is from RefSeq and is a predicted model, not a curated record. Gene Ontology annotation, molecular function: RNA polymerase II cis-regulatory region sequence-specific DNA binding; DNA-binding transcription factor activity, RNA polymerase II-specific. Gene Ontology annotation, biological process: regulation of transcription by RNA polymerase II; anatomical structure morphogenesis; cell differentiation.